This is a messenger RNA of Caretta caretta (loggerhead turtle), 5778 nucleotides long. It is a transcript of the gene LRRIQ1, whose product is annotated as leucine rich repeats and IQ motif containing 1. The record is from RefSeq and is a predicted model, not a curated record. NCBI's taxonomy places the organism in Eukaryota, Metazoa, Chordata, Testudines, Cheloniidae. Gene Ontology annotation, molecular function: protein binding.
ACAGUCUGCCGGUGCCAUGGUUACGCUUCCUGUUUAACACCGCAGCGUGCGCAGCUGGAGGGUUUGUAGAGAGGUCUGCGUGACCCAGAGCUGCAGGAUCGGGGCGUCUCCAAGGGCCGAGGCCCGGCUAUGGAAGAUGAUGAUGAUGUAAAACUUGAAGAAGAAAUAAAUAUAGAAUUGAGCAGAAUCAGUGUUACUUCCCUUGAAGCGGAUGAUUUCAACACUGAUUUAUCAGCAGAAGCUUGGAGUGAUGGUGAAACAACUUCAGAUGAAUUACCAGAAUCAGUUCUGUACUGUCUAAACUUUGUGAAGAACAGAAGUCAAAAUGCUGAAAAUUUUAUACUGCAAGACUUGGAAGAUGAAAAAACCACAAGUGAUAUCUAUCGAGUAAUUUCUAGCCCAGCUUCAGAGUACUUGGUAGAGUUGGCUUCUGAAUACAAUGAAGAUCCAGAUGCAUUGAAGAAGAGGAUACUGUCUGAAAUAGAAAAUGAAGAAUUGCAGACCAGUGCAACUUCGGACAGUAAUAGUCAACCCAUCAAUGAAGAUACAACUUGCAGUGUGGUUGCUGAUGAGCACUCUGUCACAGAUAAUUGUGACAUGACCAUUAGCUUUACUUACCAUGAAGUAGAGGAAAGGUGCAGGCAAGAAUUUGAGCUUUGGGAGGAGCGACAAAAAGAACUUGAAGACCAGAAAAGGAAAAAGCUGAAAGCUGAGCGGGAAAUAGAGGAAAAACAAAAUGAAGAGGAAAAGAAAAGAAGGCAACUAUAUCUGGAGGAAUUUGAGGCUGAAAGGAUGAAGUUAGAGGUGCUUCAUAAGCAGCAACAAGCUAUGAUGGAAGAUGAGUUACUGAAAGAAAAGGAAGUUUGGAGAGAGAAGUUUAGGCAACAUGAGGAAUUGAUCAAAAGACUACAGUUGCAAAUAGAAGAGGAAAAAAGGGCCUUUGAAGAGCAGAAAGCAAAAGAAAGACAACACUUGGCAGAGCAGUGGAAUACAGCAGCUGUGAAAAUCCAAGCUAGAUUUAGAGCAUUUAUCGUGUACAGAAAAUAUGCUCCUAUCUUAAAAGAAUGGAAAGCAGAAAUUAAAAGGAAGAAGGAACUGCAACAAACAAUGGAGAGAGAAAAGAGAGAAAAAGAAGAAAAAAUGAGGAGACGGAUGCAAGAAAGGAAGCAAAAAGAAGAGGAGGUGAGAAAGAGACAAGAAGAAAUAGAAAGACAAGCUCAUAUGGAACAGAUGAGGAGACGUGAGGAAUAUGAAAAGAAGAAAGUAAGUCUGAGGCUUGAACGAGAAAAAAGCCUGCAACUAGAAGGACCUAGAGGGCAACAAGGAGCAAAACAAAAAGAGAAAAUAGCAAUAAAUACAGAAAAUAGAGACAAAGACACACAAAAUACAAAGAAAGAAAAAGAGAGAGAAAAUAUAAAAGACCUAAGAGAACAGGAAAAGGAGCAGAAGAAACAGAUACUGGAAAUAAAAGAAGAGGAAGAGAAACCAGAAAAAAAACAUGUUGGAAAGAUACAAGAGGCAAAUAAUUUGGAGAAUCCAAAAGACAGAAAACAGACACCACCAAACUCUGAGAAGAAAGAAGAGUCUCGUGAAAAAAGUAAUGAAAAUGAAGAUGGGCAUGUGAUGACACAUACAGGAAAAAGUUGCCUACAAACUAUAGAUCUUGAUAAAAAUACAAAUACAAAUAUGCUGGAUAGAGAAGCCAUUGUUCUUGUAGCUAAUGAUGCAAUCGCAAAUAAGGAAAACAGUAUGCACAACAGUCAGUGGAAUUUGGAGGCCCAGCCAGAGAACAGGACCAGUGAACACAAAAUGCAAUCGUGUAAGUUUGAAACAAUUAAAACAGCAGAGGUUGUGAUGAAGGAAAUUCAAGAGGGAGUUGCUGAGGAUUGGGACAAAAGUGAGAGUGUAAUUAAGUAUUUUGAGAGGCCACUAACACUACUUGAUGAUGUUGAAAAGAAGAGGCUAAUGUGGAUGACAACGUGUAAACCCUGGUCUAAAAUUUAUAGGGAAAACCAAAGAAAGAAAGUCAUUAAAAGAAGCAGACCAAGAAAAACCUCAGCUAGUAAGAUGCCUCCAUUAAGUAUAGAAAUGAUUAUUCAGUGUGGCCCCUGGAAAGCCCUCCAACAGGUUACAACACUUACGCUUCAAGAUUUGUCUGGCUGUAGCCUCUCCACAUUGUCAGAAUGUUCAAAUCUUCAGUUAUUGACCCUUAGACGCUGUGGACUAACUGCACUGGAAGGACUCAGUAACUGCAAAGGCCUAAAGUAUAUUGAUGUGGAGGAAAACAAUAUUCAGACAAUAAGUUGUGAGAAUCUAGACAAUCUCUGCAUUUUAAUUCUGAAUAAAAAUCAACUUGCAUCACUUCAAGGCUUAGAUGGCUGCAGUGAUCUCAGGAAACUUGAACUGUCCUGCAAUAAAAUCACUCGAAUUGGUGGUUUAGAGUCAUUGAAAAAUCUCCAGCAACUAAUUGUGGACCACAAUCAGUUAAUUAGUACGAAAGGUCUUUGUGAUGUGCCAACUCUCAUGCACUUAGACUGCUCUUUUAAUCAUCUUACUCAACUUGAGGGCAUUGAGAAUUGUGGUCUGCUUCAGAUUCUGAAGUUACAAGGAAAUAAUCUAAGUGAGCUCCCUACGUUGGAAAAUCAUGUUCUGCUAAGAGAACUAUACUUGGAUGACAAUAGUAUUUCAACUAUGGAAACAUUUUCUUUUUAUUGGCUGCCUCUGCUACAGAUCCUUUCUCUAUCACAAAACAGUUUGACUCAGCUUGCACCCCUAUUUUCAUGUAUAUCUUUGGAAAAGCUUAAUAUCAGCAACAACUACUUGUCAGACCUUGAGAGUGUCAUCACAUGGUUUAGUGGAUGUCACAAACUAACUGAGUUGUCACUCAGUGGAAAUCCAGUUCUCCAAGAAAAAAGUUGGAGGUGUUCCCUACUUAAAAUACUUCCUAGUUUGCAAUUUCUUAAUGGUGAAAACCUAAAUUCUCCUGCAAAGCUCUCAACUGAAAGAAUCAAAGCGUCAAAACCAGGAAGCUUUUUGAAAUUUUGUCAAGCCCAGAUUGAAGAAAUUGACUUAAUAAAAAAGAAGACCACUGAACAAGGAAAUGCUUCUGCCUUGGAUGCUGCACAGAGUCAGUGCUGGUAUUUUAAGGAGCUGAUGAAACUUAGUAAUGAACACCGAUGUGCACAUGAAUAUGGAGACCUAAACAUUGCUGACAGAGAUGAACCAGAAGCACAGCAAGAUCAUUUGAAGCAAACGGCCACCGACAGGCUACAGCAAAAUAACCUCUUUAUCGCUGGUGCAAAGGAAAAUAAGCAGGGCUUGUUGAAUCCUUCUGAAAGAUGGAUUACUACAUGCCACAUUCAGCCUAUGUUCAUUAACUCCUCCGUACCUGUGCCUCAAAAAAAAAGUAAUCAAGAGCACAAAAUAAAGAAGAAGAGUACUGAAUGUUGCAUCAGUCACAAAGGGGAGCACAAAGAUAACAGAAAAAUAUCAACCCCAAAAACAAGAAACACAUUCAGAGAGACAGUCAUUGCAAGUAAUGAGGGAGAGAAUCUCCAUUAUGUUGAGAACAGUGUGGAAAACUUGGCAGCUACACUAAUCCAGUCAUAUUGGCGAGGCUACAUAAUUCGCAGAGAUAUUAAUUUCUGUGCUAGACUACAUAUGGCAGCAACAGAGAUCCAGUGUGCUUGGCGGAAGUACCGUGCCAGGAGAAACAGUGUCUACUGCAAAAAAGAAAGUAAUCAACUCACAGAUGCUAUAGAACAGAAGCAUAAAGCUGCUACCCUUAUUCAGGCAUUUUGGAAGGGUUUCCUCUUGCGGAAGAAACUAGCCAGUGCUCUUGCAGCUGUUAAAAGUGAUGAAGUGGAGGAUGACUAUGAAGAAGUAAAUGUGGAUGAUUUUACAUUUGAUGAAGCUGCCUUAGAGAGAGAAUGGCUAGCUUUGGAUUCCACCCGCUUCCCUUCAAAAACACUGCUGCUCACAAACCAGCUGCACUGGCCAAAGUAUGCUAGGCCUCAACGUUCCGAUCAUAAUUCAUUUAAUUUACCAUGGCCUCCCCAUGAAGCCUGGCAGUGUGAUGAGAGACCACAUUCAUUGUCAUCAGAAAACACCCAACUUAGGAGCAGGUCAGACAAGAGAGCUAUGGCAGGUCUCUCUGACUUGCAACCCAGAAAUAAGUUGUCUUUCAAAUCGGAAAAAGAAGAGAAAAUUUCAGAAGAAUGGGGUUUUAAAGAUAUUGCCACUGCACAGCUAAUGCUGAAGAGGGCCCAUAAAAUGAAAUCCAAGAAAUCUAGUCAUAAAAAUCUAGACCCAGCUGUGCGCCUGGCGUUGUUCAGAAACAAUGAAAAUAAACAUCCCCCUGUGAAACCACCAAGGAAGAGACAGCCAGCAAAAGAGACAGCCAGCAGUUACUUUGAAGGGAGGGAAGAAGAUAUUGUCCACUUGGAUACCACUUCAGCUGAGAAAUUACAAAGGAGCAAAGAAUUUACAUACCAAUGGCUUCACACACAGGUCGGAGAUUAUGAAGCAACCAGUUUGAGCAAUGUUAAAUGCAAUCGCUUCUUGCCUGACUUAGAUCCAGACAUACUCAAUGGUGGACGAGUUCAGCUAGUGGCAAGCCCUGUAAGCAGAGAAGACGCGGAUUUAGACCUUAUUUCCAUGAUCAGUGGAAGUGCUUUGACUCAGAACAGAGAAAAAAAUAAUCAGCCACACAGACACUCAGCAGGAUCUUCAACAAAGGACAUAUCUGCUUCAGAAAGAACAAACCUGGGUCCAUUUCAUAAAGAGCGGAUAUCGUUUCGAGACCAUCCAGUCCGGCUCAGUGGGGGAUGGGGAAGUGGCAAGAAGAAGGCAAAACCUUUAAAGAAUUAGUUUAAACUUCAACAUGCAAAAUGUGUGGAGAGCUGUUUCUUUUCAAGAGGUCUGUGAUUAUCAGUUAUUUCAGGAUUCUAGAUAUAUGUUACCAAUUAGAUACACAGUUUCAGAGAACUAUGUUUGAUUUAUUUUACCCUGCAUGUUUUGCAGGUUUUUUGUUUUGUUUUUGUUUUCUGGUGACGAUCUUCUAUACCUAUCAGAUUUUGUAUUUGCAAUUGCUUCUGUGUUCAUGUGGCAUGGAAUACAGAAUCCAUUAACUUCUGUUACUAUAAUGUGAUUUGUGGGUUUACUCAUAACAACUAGUUUAGAUGUAUAAAUGCAAUCAUAGGUCAUGAUUAUUAUUGAGGAUGUGUGUUAGAAACUGAAGUACUGAUUUCUUCUAAUACAAUAAUAAUAUAUAUCAUGUUUAUACUUAUGAACUGAGUUGUGAACUCAAAUGGCUCCCUGAGAAAAGUCUACAUGUAUAUAUUAUUGAAGAAACAAUGGAAAUUCUCAGCAUGUUAGAAGCUUAUAAACUGCAAGUAUUUGUUUCUAGUAAGAUGAGAGGUGCAUAUGAAUUCUAAUGCGAAAUUAUGUUAGUACUGUUCUGUUGUGACGCUAAGGCAAGCUGCUAAUGUUUUAUACUUUCAAGGACUUCUAACAUUGUUUUCAGUGAAAAGUUGAGUUCACCAUCCUGAAAUUCUCUCCUGUGGUAGUGUAGCAUUACAUCUCUAGGUCAAUGAUAGGCAGUCUCUAUUUGUUCAAGUAAUUGGUCUCAUUCAAACUAAUGCACGCAUGCGUAAAAGUAUUGUGAGACAGCUUUAAUGAAAGGUUUCAGAGUAACAGCCGUGUUAGUCUGUAUUCGCAAAAAGAAAAGGAGGACUUGUGGCACCUUAGAGACUAACCAAUUUAUUUGAGCAUAAGCUU